CCUGCACAAAAGCUGUCACAGCAUACCAGGAUCUCACUGACGCACUUAGGACGAGCUGGACAUCAAAGACUAAGACUAAGUUAAGAGUGUACAGGACCACGAACUUUCAUACAGUUUAAGAAAAGGACAACAUAAUGUGCGGAAUAUUUGCUUACCUGAAUUAUCAAGUGCCCCGCACGAGGAAGGAAAUCUUUGAGACCUUGGUGAAAGGACUCCAGAGGCUGGAAUACAGAGGAUAUGAUUCAGCUGGCAUUGCAGUGGAUGCUCCGGGCAAGGGCACGGGCAAGGACAGGGAUGCCAACAACAACAUCUGCCUCAUCAAAAAGAAGGGGAAAGUCAAGGCUCUGGACGAGGAGCUUUACAAGGGCAGCUCCAAGGACCUUGAGGAGGAGUUGGAGACCCACUUUGGUAUCGCUCACACCCGCUGGGCAACGCACGGAGAGCCCAGUCCCAUCAACAGCCAUCCUCACAGAUCGGAUAAAAACAACGAGUUUGUUGUGGUCCACAAUGGAAUCAUCACUAACUACAAGGAACUGAAGAAGUACCUGAAUUCCAAAGGUUACGAGUUUGAAUCGGAGACAGACACAGAGGUCAUCCCCAAACUGAUUAAAUAUGUCUACGACAACAGGGAGAGGGAAGACAUGUCCUUUACAACGCUCGUUGAGCGAGUUAUUCAACAGCUGGAAGGCGCCUUUGCUCUUGUCUUCAAAAGCAGCCGCUAUCCAGGGCAGGCUGUGGCCACCAGGAGGGGAAGCCCUCUGCUGAUUGGAGUGCGGAGCCAGUUUGCGUUGCCCUCUGAGAACAUCCCCAUCCAGUACAACAGCGCUCCAUACUUGUCUGUACUGCAUGACUGUGGGCCCGAGGCCCUCGGGGGCCCUGAGAGUCAGAGUGAGGUCGAGCCCAUAGGACGCAUCUCAGAUGGAGUUCAGGAGAGGAACAACUGGAACAAGACAGAGGCUGGUGGAGUGGAGCAGCAGGAGGUUGUGGACGCCAAGGCCGUGGAAUACUACUUCGCCUCAGAUGCCAGCGCCAUCAUUGAGCACACCAACAGAGUGAUCUACCUGGAGGAUGAUGACAUCGCGGCGGUGGCCAAGGGCAAGCUGUCUCUGCACCGCGUGAGCCGGCGGACCGGAGAGGAUCCUUCCCGAGUCAUCCAGACCCUGCAGAUGGAGAUGCAACAGAUCAUGAAAGGUAACUUCGACGCCUUCAUGCAGAAGGAGAUCUUUGAGCAGCCGGAGUCCGUGGUGAACACCAUGAGGGGGCGGAUCUGUCCUGAGACCGGGAAAGUGAUCCUGGGCGGCCUGAAGGACCACAUGAAGGAGAUCAAGCGCUGCAGGAGGCUCAUCAUGAUCGGCUGUGGCACCAGCUUUCAUGCAGCUGUGGCGACCAGGCAGAUCUUGGAGGAGCUGACAGAACUGCCAGUAAUGGUGGAGCUAGCCAGUGACUUUCUGGACCGAUACACACCUGUCUUCAGGGAUGAUGUCUGCUUCUUCAUCAGCCAAUCAGGUGAGACAGCAGACACCCUGAUGGCACUACGGUACUGUAAGGAGAGAGGAGCUUUAACGGUGGGCAUUACCAACACGGUGGGCAGCUCAAUCUCACGAGACACAGACUGCGGUGUGCACAUCAACGCCGGGCCAGAGAUCGGCGUGGCCAGCACAAAGGCAUAUACCAGUCAGUUUGUGGCCCUCACCAUGUUUGGCCUGAUGACGAGUGAGGACAGGAUCUCCAUGCAGAAGAGACGAGAGGAGAUCAUCGCUGGGCUCCGAAAUCUUUCUGAUCUGAUAAAGAAAGUCCUGGAGCUGGAUGGGAAGAUCAAGUCCAUUGCACAGGAACUCUACCAGCAAAAAUCACUGCUGGUCAUGGGUCGCGGUUUCAACUACGCCACCUGCCUAGAGGGGGCACUGAAAAUCAAGGAGAUCACGUACAUGCACUCAGAAGGCAUCCUAGCAGGGGAGCUGAAGCACGGGCCCCUGGCUCUGAUCGACAAGCACAUGCCUGUCAUCAUGCUCAUCAUGAGGGACGCCUGUUACACCAAGUGCCAAAAUGCCUUACAGCAGGUCACGGCUAGACAGGGACGACCAAUCAUCAUCUGCUCGGAGCAAGACGCCGACACCAUGAAGUACGCCUAUCAGACCAUUGAGCUGCCCCACACAGUGGACUGUCUGCAGGGCAUCCUCAGCGUCAUCCCCCUGCAGCUCCUGUCCUUCCACCUGGCGGUUCUCCGGGGAUAUGAUGUGGACUGUCCACGGAAUCUGGCCAAAUCUGUCACUGUGGAGUAAGAAGAGCACACAAGGGAGGGACAGGGAGAAGUUUUCCAGUACAUCGUGCAAUUAACUGUGUGUGUGUGUGGGUGUGUGUGUGUGUGUGUGUGUGUGUGUGA
Molecule: messenger RNA, 2383 nt
Organism: Clupea harengus (Atlantic herring)
Lineage: Eukaryota; Metazoa; Chordata; Actinopteri; Clupeiformes; Clupeidae
Product: glutamine--fructose-6-phosphate aminotransferase [isomerizing] 2-like
Biological process (GO): fructose 6-phosphate metabolic process; protein N-linked glycosylation; UDP-N-acetylglucosamine metabolic process
Molecular function (GO): carbohydrate derivative binding; L-glutamine:D-fructose-6-phosphate transaminase (isomerizing) activity
Source: RefSeq, a predicted model, not a curated record